AUGGCCGGCACGUCUCCCACCAGACGGUCUUCCCGGGCGCGAACAACCCAAUCACAAUCACACCAUUCUUCUGCGAAUUCUAGCUCAUCAGGGCGGGCUGAGCGAACCACCAGAGGCUUUGUAAAGACUGGGUCGCCUCACAAGUCCUCGGGCACUGGUUCGCUCUCGUCUGAACCGCCCGAGGAUUCUACCCCAACUACUGCGAGUACUGACGAUACUGCCCUCCUCCGCCGACGAAGCACACGCGGCAAAGACGAAGACAGAGAUAAACAGCCCAAGAUGGAGCAGCUUGACAUUGCUAUCACGAGCGACGAUAACGAGAUCCAGGAAGAGGACGAAGCGGUGCGCUGUGUCUGCGGCUUCGACGACUGGCCAGGACCACCACAAUUCGAUGAUGAGCUCAAGGAUUUUGCGCUCAAAGACGCAAUUGACCUUGAACCUAUAUACUCAGUUGUCGAAAUCACUUCUGACAAUGACAUGGCCGGCUUCUUCGUCCAGUGCGAUAUUUGCAAAGUCUGGGAGCACGGCUUAUGCGUGGGCAUUGUCACCGAGGAGUCCUCGCCGGACGAAUACUAUUGCGAACUCUGUCGAAAAGACCUACAUAAAGUUUUCACAGCAAGCAACGGACAAAAGUAUUCCGUUUACCUACCCAUCCAUCGACCAUCACGGAGUACCUCCCGAGCGACGUCGACAGCCAAAGAUGGUACACGGUCGCCGAAGAGCACCGAUCGCAAGUCGUCGCGCGCAUCUGCGGCGGCACAGUCGUCUUCUGCGAAACGACGUUCGACAAUGAAUAGUCGGGACGCUGCCUAUGAUGAAGAGGAGCAGCUCCGUCGCGCCAUUGAGGCGAGCAAGGAAGACACCAUCGUCGAAGAACCAGAGCUACUGACCCGUCGUGCGAAGCGAAUCCGGGACGAGGACGAAGAGUGUGUUUUUCAUGAUUCCUGCAACCGGGCUCGCAUUCCGAGUACAACCGCUGACUAUAGGCCUUGUAGGCAACUUGUGAACAUCAAGCGCCAGCGGACGAAUUCCAAAUCCCCGUCGCCUCUGGGUGCCCAGGCUCUUCUGGCCAGCCGAGAAGAUUCCGACGAGGAGGACGGCGUCCGGAACGGAGCUUUGAAGAAAGCAACCCGCAACGUCGCGCGCACUCACCGAGAAAGAACCGAGCGUGACGAGCGCCGCGAGGAACAGGAACGCAAACGGGCUGAGGCGGCUAGCAAGCGCAAAGGCCGGGCUGAGCGUCGACGAGCUGAUGGUAUUACCGCAACAACAACAAUCGUGGUCAAGGUGUCUGAAGCUGAUAUGGAUGUGGAUAUAGACUCAGAUCCAUCAGAAGAAAUACCCCUGGCAGCUCGCGUGGCCGCGAACCGGACUACCGAAUCGGUACAACCUCCAGAUCCCCCGGCCUCGUCACAACCGGUCCCAGACACGCCACCCGCGGAGAAGGUACCAACGAGCUCUCAUAAAAGGAAGGCCGCGUCGCAGCACAAGAAGGGCAAGGGUCGAAAUCAGUACACCAAGGAUCGUGAUAUGCAGGAGAAUGAGGAUACGCCCGCGAGAUCCAUGUCUCGCGAGAUCGCGCGCAAUGCCGAUGAAAACGUCGCAACUCAUACGAAGUCUUCACUACAUGAAGGGCCCGGUAAACACAGCAGCAGAGCCAAAGGAGGCAUGAACUCCAAGAUCACCAUGAGUGACUUGAAACGACGCGCGAACAACAUCUUGGAAUUUAUUACGAGAACACAAGUUGAACUGGCAAACGAGCCACUAUCGGAAAAGAACAGUCCUCGCCACGGUAACACGGAUGACGGAAGUACGGGCAAAGUACGAGCGAUGCAACCCAAUGGUGGAGAUGCCAGCAAAGAAAACACACCAGUCGAGAGUGGCACUGCGAAUUUAGCAUCAACCACCCCUGCCGUGCCCAUGAAGGACUUCAAGGAAUUGGACUGCGUCGAGAUGAUGGACGCGCUUACGAGGGACCUGGUGAAAUGGCAGCAAGAAUUUGUGUCGUGA
Messenger RNA from Pseudomassariella vexata, 2010 nucleotides. RefSeq lists its product as uncharacterized. Gene Ontology annotation, biological process: negative regulation of silent mating-type cassette heterochromatin formation; negative regulation of rDNA heterochromatin formation. Bases 1 to 2010 code for a protein of 669 amino acids. The record is from RefSeq and is a predicted model, not a curated record. Gene Ontology annotation, cellular component: Rpd3L-Expanded complex; Rpd3L complex. Lineage: Eukaryota; Fungi; Ascomycota; Sordariomycetes; Amphisphaeriales; Pseudomassariaceae. The transcript has 2 exons.